GGAGCCGGCUCGAGGUACCCGGCGUGGACGGGCGUGAAGUGGCGGGCCAGGGCGAAGUGUGUGGCUGCCGGAUCCGGCCGGUCGGAGAGGUUGCACCUACGAUGUCGCCGUGGAGACGGCCGAAGAAGCCAAGGAACCUGCGGAGGCUGACAUCACUGAACUCUGCCGGGAUAUGUUCUCCAAAAUGGCCACAUACCUGACUGGGGAGCUGACAGCCACAAGUGAAGACUAUAAGCUCCUGGAAAAUAUGAAUAAACUAACCAGCUUGAAGUAUCUUGAAAUGAAAGAUAUUGCUAUAAACAUUAGUAGAAACUUAAAGGACUUAAACCAGAAGUAUGCUGAACUGCAGCCUUACCUGGAUCAGAUCAAUGCAAUUGAGGAGCAGGUAGCUGCUCUUGAGCAGGCAGCCUACAAGUUGGAUGCAUAUUCAAAAAAACUGGAAGCCAAGUACAAGAAGCUGGAAAAGCGAUGAAAACAUAUUUCUAUGGGAUAAAGCCUUUUUUUUAAAUGUGGAAAAAUUUUUUAUAACACAUGACCAUGAGGCUGAUAAAUUACCCAGAGAUCCUCAGCAGAAAUCUAUUGGUCAUCCUAGGAACGUGUCAGUGAUGAAUAAACUGGAGGACUGUGGCUGCUCCUGAAUCUUCUUUGAGUCAGUAUCCCUCAGAAACUCACUUCAGAUUUCCUACAUUUUACUUGAAUGCUUCAUCAUUCAGAACAGAGACUCUCAAAGUUCAGGAUAAACCUGGGCUUGCCAGAGAACCAAAUAAGGACCUGUCUUGUCUGAUAGGAUUUGAUUACUGUAUUGUUUUCUCAAAUGUCUAGUUCUUGAGUUCAUUAUUCUGUAAAUAGUUGUUUUUUUUUCAUUAAUGAUACUUGUUAACUAUUAUUCUAAAUUAAAAAGGGAAACAAAACAAA
Messenger RNA from Dipodomys ordii (Ord's kangaroo rat), 915 nucleotides. RefSeq names its product biogenesis of lysosomal organelles complex-1, subunit 2 (gene Bloc1s2). The transcript is spliced from 5 exons. Gene Ontology annotation, cellular component: BORC complex; gamma-tubulin complex; BLOC-1 complex. Bases 173 to 472 code for a protein of 99 amino acids. Lineage: Eukaryota; Metazoa; Chordata; Mammalia; Rodentia; Heteromyidae. Gene Ontology annotation, molecular function: gamma-tubulin binding. The record is from RefSeq and is a predicted model, not a curated record. Gene Ontology annotation, biological process: lysosome localization; endosomal transport.